AUGGCCACUCAACAGAACAACGACAGCGGACAAUCCACGCUGGCAAUCUCCCCGUCUCUCAUCGUCGGCAUCGUCAUCCUCGCGGCAUUCGCAUGCAUCAUCAUCUUCGCGAGUGUCUUCCGCUACUGUCGUCGGAGCCAGUCCUCCUUGCAUGAUCUUGAAGCUUUCGAAGAGACGGGCGAAACUGAAUUCUACAAUCCCAAUAAGCCACUGUCGGCGUCGCAGACUGCCAGGUUGAAGGAGGUGAGAUGGAUCAAUAACAUGUACGCAUGGGAGAGGGGUCGACGGGCACGCAUGGAGGCUGGAGAGCUGCGACCUACCACGAUGAUAAUGGGACGGAAAGGAGAAAAUAAGAACUGGGAUGACUAUUCAACUGUGGGAGACAGUUCGUGGCAAACCGGCUCAGGGAGCGAUGAAUCUCGUGCUCCGUAUUUCUACAAUCUCGAUGACCCUUACGCACGGUCUUCGCAGCAACGACUAAGCCACCUCGCACCUCCAACAGACCAAUUCCGGAACUCUUACCAGUCCACCGUCAGCGGUCACGGUCACGGGUAUCUUCCGCGCCACCCAUCUGCACUGCUUCCACCGCCGACUAACGGCCGACGAGACGCAUUGUCACCCGUCGCCCAGAAAAGCCCCUUGAGGAAUGAGUACCUAUUUGAUGGUCACGAUUCAGAUCCCAGUGCAGUGUUUGACGCCGGGCCACAAUACAUGCACCAUGGGCCAAGAGUUGAUUCGUUACGUCACAUUGAGCGCCGGAGUCCGAGUCCUCUUGUCAAUCCGACAAUCACCGUCAGCGACGAAAGUCAGGAGGCGGCGGCAUACAUGCACUCCCCACCUGCAAUGGCCUAUGAUGCCAAUUUCGAGACCGUCACGCUCGAUGCUCAUGAUCAGGUUGCUACAGGAGACGAGGGCAUGGCCAUGAAUCAACGCAAUCUUACAGAACGGAGUGCGGAGCUGGCAGACCACCGACCCUCGGUGGUUGUGGUGAACGAUGAAUCAUAUCCCCAACUUCAACUCCAAUUCUUGACACAGUCGCUAUCUCAGAACUCGGUGAGCGUGUAUGAUGACCACCAAGAAGAAGAUGUUGGCGAAUGCAAUGGCUUAAAUGAGCAAUCGUCCACGAAUCGCGCUGGUACGGAGAAUGGGGAGCACAACGCGCAGCCGCAGGAGAUGGAGAUGGACGAGAACGGAAAGGGCGAGAACGAGAAGGAGAUUUCGAAGCGAAAUGUCAAAGGCAUGAUUCACCAGUGGGAGAAAGCGAAUGCAAGCUUCGCGAGAAGUCACUUGGCUACACCCUGA
Molecule: messenger RNA, 1302 nt
Organism: Fonsecaea multimorphosa CBS 102226
Lineage: Eukaryota; Fungi; Ascomycota; Eurotiomycetes; Chaetothyriales; Herpotrichiellaceae
Exons: 2
Coding region: 1-1302 (433 amino acids)
Source: RefSeq, a predicted model, not a curated record